AUGGCAGCAAGUAGUGAUGUAAAGCUCCUCGGGUCACGUCUAAGCCCAUUCGUGAACCGGGUUCAGAUUGCCCUGAAUCUCAAAUCAGUAGACCAUGAAUUCAUCCUGGAGAAUUUGCAGGCAAAAAGUGAGCUCCUUCUGAAAUCCAACCCAAUUCACAAGAAGGUCCCAGUUCUCAUCCACAACCAUAAAUCCAUAUGCGAAUCACUUGUGAUUGUGCAAUACAUUGAUGAAGCCUUCCCAGAUGGUCCAUCAAUCCUUCCUUCUAAUCCCUUUGACCGGUCAACUGCUCGCUUUUGGGCUGCUUAUAUUGAUGACAAGUGGUUUCCAGUAUUUAGGAUGCUGGCUGAUGUAAAACAAGAUGAAGAGUCAAGGGCAGCAGUUUUGGAGAAGAUGACAGAAGGAUUAGUACCAUUGGAGGAUGUAUUUUUGAAGUUUAGUAAUGGAAAAGGGUUUUUCGGUGGAGACACAUUAGGCUAUAUUGACAUAGUUUUGGGCUGUUAUUUGCGUGGUAUAAACGCUACAGAGAUUCAUUUGGGCAGGAAAAUACUGGACGAAACCAAGAUUCCUGCACUUGCGGAAUGGGCUCGCAGGUUCAUCUCUCAUGAAGCAGUGAAGGGUGCUUUUCCGGAGACUGAAGAAUUCCUCAACCUUUUCAAGACGAUGGAAUCUGCUAAGGCUGCGGCUGCUGAAUCUGAAGCUUCUAAUUGA
Oldenlandia corymbosa var. corymbosa is the source of this 711-nucleotide messenger RNA. The record is from the annotation of a GenBank genome assembly. NCBI's taxonomy places the organism in Eukaryota, Viridiplantae, Streptophyta, Magnoliopsida, Gentianales, Rubiaceae.